UAUUGUCUAUUGUUGCGGCGUUGAUGUUGACACUCUGAUCUCAUCAAUCCAGAACAUCCCAGAGGAAUGCACAGAGGAACGGCCCAUGGACUCCGAGGAGCCCGAGCAGGAAGUGCCGCAGAGGAAGGAGUCGACGGCAUCACCGGCCCCGGCCACCACCGCUGAGGAGGUGAUGUCCACCGAGCCGGCCGUGUCGCUGGGCGGCGACACCAUGCAGAGGGAAGGAGCGGAGGCGGAGACAGAGACGUGGGUGGCUGCCGUCCCACCGGAGUGGGUUCCGGUCAUCCAGCAAGACAUUCAGAGCCAGAGGAAAAUGAAGCCUCAGCCUCCAGUCAGUGACGCCUACCUCAGCGGGAUGCCGGCCAAACGGCGAAAGACCAUGCAGUGCGAGGGACCACCGCGCUCGCUGGCCGACGCCGUGGGCAAAGCCGCCAAGGCCGCGGGCGUGAAGCCGGUCACCAGCGCGGACAGCCUGGCCAGGGACCUGGAGCGGACCGAGGUUCAGGAGGCUUACCGGCAACAGAUCCAGUCGGACAUCCAGAAGAGGAUCAGGGAAGACCCAGAGUACAACCCGCAGCGGUUCCCAAACACACACACCGCCUUCGAGGAGCGCUCCUAGUGCCGGGAGCCAGCAGCGACGGCGGACAGCCGGCCGGCGAGCGCAGCGUCGGCUAGUGGAGGACCAGCCUCCGCCACUUUUAACUAUUCGCUGGACUCUGGCCGUUGCACUUUCUGUUGUUUAGUUCUUGAACCUUAAAUAAAAUACCACAGCCCAGGGCUCCCAUUUUCUCCUUU
Molecule: messenger RNA, 795 nt
Organism: Amblyraja radiata (thorny skate)
Lineage: Eukaryota; Metazoa; Chordata; Chondrichthyes; Rajiformes; Rajidae
Product: large proline-rich protein BAG6-like
Exons: 5
Coding region: 86-619 (177 amino acids)
Biological process (GO): ERAD pathway
Cellular component (GO): BAT3 complex
Molecular function (GO): misfolded protein binding; polyubiquitin modification-dependent protein binding
Source: RefSeq, a predicted model, not a curated record